AUGGAAACCGGUGAAGAGGAACUGGUAGAAAAAUGUCAUGCAACGGGAGCAAACUUUGGCCUCGAUAUGGAUAAUUUCAUCAUGACUGAAGAAAAUUUCGGUUGUGCAGUGCCUGUAGAACCAGUUGAUGCAUGCAAAAAAAUUCACGUUCCUGAGAAAAGAAUUACUUGCAAUAAUCCAUUUGCAAUUGUGUCACGUAGCCCUAGGAGUCAUCAAUGUGCAUUUUCCGAGCAGGCUUAUAAUGUUCAAGAUUCAUCAAUUUUUUUCAAAGCCGUCAUUUUUUAUAAUUAUCCGGGAGCUGAUCCCAUACCGAUGCGCGGGGCAAAUCUUAGCGAUCAAAUCCGGUUGCCAGUUCUAAUGGCGUCAUUCAAAUGUAUGGAGGAAGUUCUCAACACAUUCCCAGCUUCAAAAGGAUUUCGAAUCCGCAUAAAACUUGAUCCUGGCUUCGUCGAGCUUUUCCGCUACUUAAUACCGUUCAUAGUUGUGAUUUUCUUCUGCUUCGCAUUGUUCCUUAUAACUUUGUGUAUUCGCGGAUGCGUGGAACGAAGGAAAAUGAACAAGCGGAGACUCUCAAAGCGAAAUUUAAAGAAGAUUCCCGUCAAAAAGUACCGUAUUGGCGACGAGCCUGACACUUGUGCAAUUUGUUUGGAAGACUUUUCUCAUGGGGAGAAACUGCGGCAUCUACCCUGUCGUCAUGUUUUUCACUGCAAGUGCAUAGACGUUUGGCUAACGCAAACCAGAAAAGUUUGCCCAUUAUGCAAACGAAAAAUCGGAGGCAGUUCGGAUAGUGAAGGCUCAAUAGAUGAUAACACCGCCAACAAUGAUAAUGGAAAUCGGCCGCUUUCUUUGGCGCAGGGUUCUUCCCAAGUUGGAUCUACUGAGUUCUGGAGCUCGCAAGAAGCACUUGUGGAACGCGACUUAGUGUUCCAUGAGCCACCACCUCCACCACGAGGUUUCUGGAAGAAUUUUGUUGCCAGACUAAAGGGACAGACUCACGAUGAUGCUUCUGUUUCAUUAGAAACUGGAGUAGGUCGUGAGAAUAAUGCAUAUAAUCAGAAUCAAGUGGCAGUCAAUACCAACGAUAAUGAUCAAUUGUUGGAAAAUGAAGUACCCACCUCAUCAAGUCCAGUCUCAGAAGAGUCAACGAGCACUGCUCACUCAUCACUCACAACUGAAGACGAACCUGAACCAAAAACCGAAGACGUUUAG
Messenger RNA from Caenorhabditis bovis, 1209 nucleotides. The record is from the annotation of a GenBank genome assembly. Lineage: Eukaryota; Metazoa; Nematoda; Chromadorea; Rhabditida; Rhabditidae.